UUCUAAAAAUGCUAUCUAUCUUCCUACGUAGGUAGUAGAAAACGACGCAGAGUAACGAACAAACUCAAAAAAUUCAUUUAGUUUCGAAUCAUGCAUCGUACAUACGUUACUCUCAUCCUGAUAAUAAAAACUUUGUCGGCAGUCAAGGGUCAGUACGCCUCCUGCUACACCUGUAUAGGUGAGGGUUUGGACUCGUGUGCUGUCCUUGCUAAUCGACGAGUGGAACGUUGUAGAAACGACGCUGUUGGUUGUGCCAUAGCUGCCGGGACGCUUUCUUCGAAAAAACAAGUCGUUACAGUAGAAAGGACUUGCCUUUACGUCGAUCCUAAGCUGUAUUGCGAUAAGAUCAAGAGGAUGGUGGGAACCCAACACGAACAGGAUUAUUACUGCUGGACCUGCCGAUACGACAAAUGCAACAGCAAGAACUUAACCUCCAUCAUAAACAGACUUCAGCCGGGCCCUGUCACAGUGGAAAAUUAUCCAGAAAAUCCGACGGCUAACCCUUGUAGAAAAUGAAUCUAUUCUACGUGCGAAUAAUACAUAAAAUUUCGCUUGU
Messenger RNA from Coccinella septempunctata (seven-spotted ladybird), 556 nucleotides. RefSeq lists its product as uncharacterized. Bases 91 to 516 code for a protein of 141 amino acids. NCBI's taxonomy places the organism in Eukaryota, Metazoa, Arthropoda, Insecta, Coleoptera, Coccinellidae. The record is from RefSeq and is a predicted model, not a curated record. The transcript is spliced from 2 exons.